Messenger RNA from Ceratitis capitata (Mediterranean fruit fly), 3717 nucleotides. RefSeq names its product transcription termination factor 2 (gene lds). The transcript is spliced from 6 exons. The record is from RefSeq and is a predicted model, not a curated record. Bases 347 to 3550 code for a protein of 1067 amino acids. Lineage: Eukaryota; Metazoa; Arthropoda; Insecta; Diptera; Tephritidae. Gene Ontology annotation, molecular function: ATP-dependent chromatin remodeler activity; ATP binding.
GUGUAGCAAUUCAAGAGAGUAGCAAUUGCAAUUAGUUCUAAGUAAACAUUGCGUAAAAUAUACUAAUUGUUAUAAAUAAGCUUUACAACAAAUUAGGGUAAUUAUGUUUAACAAUCAAGUGGUUUAAGUCAAAGUUCAUUACAAAAUAUGUAGCCGUGAAGGUAUUGGAUCUAUAUAACAAAAGUUUUCUGGCAACACUGCAAACAAGAUACAAAACAAACAGACCUACUAACCGUAUAUUUGAAUAUGUCAAAAGUUUUGAGAUUGGGCUCUUUUUUAUUCGCGCUACAUGUGUAUCUGAUUAUUGUUGAUAGUUAAUUAAGGUGUUUAAAUUUUGUUGGAAAAUAUGUCCGAUUCAGAUGAAGUAGUAUCCAGUGACCAAGAGGAAGAGAUUGUCAGUGAGGAAUCGGAAGACGAAGAUACUGACUUACCCAGUGGGGAGCUAUAUGUUGAUGAGUCUAAGGAAGAAAGUUCAGAUGAAAGUAUUAUUGGUAAUAGGCGAAGAAGUACGGGAAGCAAAAAUCGCCGAGCUAUAAUUCAAUCCGAUACUGAUGAUGAUGAAUCGGACCAACGGGCCUUAUCGCCCCGUACUCGUAUGAGUAUUACUGGAAUAAGGCCCAAAGAUUUAUCUGACUCCAGCGAAAUUGAAUAUUCUGAUGCACGAUCGGAUGCAGAAGAUUCUUCUAAACUUUCUGAUGAAAAUUCCAUACAGGCCGAUACAAACACAAUUCAUAAUGAAGCUGAACAUGGUGCUUCAAAAAAUUAUUUCAUAGAUGAAAAAGCAUCAAAAUCGAAUACUACAGAUAGUUCCAUUGCGGAAACAGAAAAAAGCACCAGUUUUGUAGAUAAAUCUAAUGUCGAAUCAACACCACCUUCAGGAACUACAGAAAAAGUAUUCAAUAGACAAGAAACUCCACACAAACACAAUUUAAACAGAUUUAUUGGAGCUGUGGAAUCUCCAUUAAGUUCAGCUCGGUAUAGUAUGCAAUUUGAAGAGGCUAUAAAGGAAAAAUUAUCCUCUACUAUGUAUCAAGCGAGUCCUAAAGAUAAAUAUCGUUCUCAAAUUGAGUCUACUGAUGAAAGUGAUAUAGAAGUUAUAAGUUUUAAGGAGAAAACUAUAGAAAUACUUAGUAGUAGUGAUGAAAGCAAUCUGCAAAAUAUAGAAGUAAAAUCCAAUGCACCUAGCGCGAAUCCAAAACCAGGUUUGGUGCAACCAAAAAUUUCCACCCAAUGGGCUGCCACAUCUGAUAGCAAAAAAGGUGUACUGAAGGAAGUUAAACUUGUCUCUAGGGAAUUUCACGACAAAGAAUUAAAAAAGUUACAAGAACUUAAAAUAGAAUUACACAGUGCAGAAAAAUUGCUGGAAAAAAUAUCGAAGAGCUUACCAGAUGGAGGAAGACAACUUUCACUUCGAAUUGAUCGUUUACGCAAUGACGUUCAUAUUAAAACUCAAUAUAUAAGCACUCUCAAGGUAGAAGAUGAAGAUCCAUCGCCACCUCAGCAGCGGCAGGUACAAAACAAAAUUGAACCCCUAAGUUGGGAUGAUCUUUCUGCAGCUGUAAAUAAAGUGCAUCCCACUCAUACAGGAAAACAGGGUCUGGCUACAUUUAAUGCACAACGAGAACUAACCGUUGAACGACUAAAGGAUAUUCAUAGUUCGUUAAAGUCUUGUCCGGGCGAAGAUGUACUUGCUGAAGAUCCAGAAGGACUACGAAUAACAUUAAUGAAUCAUCAAAAACAUGCUCUAGCUUGGAUGACUUGGCGAGAAAAUCAAAAGCCGCGAGGUGGUAUUCUUGCUGAUGAUAUGGGGUUAGGAAAGACAUUAACUAUGAUAUCACUGGUACUCGCAUUCAAAAAUAAUUCGGAACAAGAAGAAAACAAUAAAAGUGAUUCUGAUAGCGAAGCCGAAGCCGAAGGUUGGGUUUCGAAAGGCAGAAGAGAUUAUUAUCCUGGUGGUACUUUGGUCGUAUGCCCGGCAAGUUUAGUCCGUCAAUGGGAGGAAGAGGUUGACAAUAAAGUCAAACGCCAUAAGCUUACUGUGUGUGUACAUCACGGCAACAAUCGAGAUACCAAACCGAAACACCUACGUACUUACGACAUUGUCGUCACCACAUAUAAUAUCGUAUCACGUGAGCAAAAAUCUCAGGGUGCUCUUUUUGGAAUAAAAUGGCAGCGAAUAAUAUUAGACGAAGCACAUGUUAUACGCAACCAUAAAGCACAAAUGUCAAUGGCUGUGUGUGCAUUGCGAGGAAAAUUCAAAUGGGCCCUUACGGGAACUCCUAUUCAAAAUAAAGAAGCGGAUGCAUACGCGCUUAUUAAAUUUUUACGUUGCUCUCCUUUUGAUGAGCUACCACAUUGGAAGAAGUGGAUUGAUAACAAAAGUGCCGGUGGACAACAACGUUUAAAUGCACUGAUGAAAACUCUUAUGCUUCGUAGAACUAAAGUAAUGCUUCAGGAGCGAGGAACACUCCAAUGUUUACCUGAAAAGCGCACCGAACUUAUUGAAGUCUGUUUAGAUAAAGAAGAAAUGAAUGUAUAUCAAAAGAUUAUGGUGUACUCGCGAACACUUUUUGCUCAAUUUCUCCUUCAGAGAGCUGAACGCAACACGGAUUUUGCUUACAAGGAAGAUGGUAAUAAACCUACGUUUUUACAAACCAAAGAUCCGAACGGUGCAUAUCAUAAAGUGCAUGAAAAGUUUACCAAAUUGCACCGUGAUCAAAAAGAUGUCAAGUCUCAUGAAAUUUUGGUUUUGUUAUUAAGGCUGCGUCAAAUAUGUUGUCAUCCAGGUUUAAUAGAUUCGAUGCUUGACGAUGCUGACAAUGCUGAGAAUAUAGAAAGCGAAAGCGACGACGAGAAACUAAAAAUAGAUUUGUUGGAGCAAUUAAAUAAAUUAGCCAUAGAUGACACAUCAAAAACUCAUAGUAUAGAUGGUGAAGAUGAGCUUAAACCUGAGGAAGAGAUCAUUGCUAAAGCCUCCGCAAAAGUUUUACAACGAAAUAAUCCAGUAUUCAAUAUUAAACGACCGUCAUCUAAAAUUAAAAAGGUUCUUCACAUUCUGAAGACCCGAGUGCUCAAUGGAAAUGACAAAGCUAUUGUUGUCUCGCAGUGGACAAGCGUACUGAAUAUUCUUAAGUCUCAUUUGGAAGAACAGGGCUUCUCUACAUUAUCCCUUAAUGGCACGAUUCCAGUUAAAAACCGACAGGGUAUAGUAACUGAAUUUAAUAGUGCCAAUAAUAACAAACGCAUACUGCUGCUUUCGCUCACCGCGGGAGGAGUAGGAUUAAACUUGGUUGGUGCUAACCACUUGUUAAUGAUUGACUUACAUUGGAAUCCACAGUUGGAGGCGCAAGCUCAGGAUCGUAUUUAUCGUGUGGGGCAAAAGAAAAAUGUGAUUAUAUAUAAAUUUAUGUGUAAAGAUACGGUAGAAGAGCGGAUAAAAGCAUUGCAAGAUCAUAAAAUGUCUAUUGCGGACGGCGUUCUCACCGGAGCACGUUCGACGGAAGGCAGUAAACUUACAAUGGAAGAUCUCAGAGGCCUUUUUGGCAUGUAACCUUAUCUUUGGUCGUUGUUCUUCAUUCUAUUGGAACUUUACACAUAUUCCUUUUGAAAUAAAAAGGAACAUUGUACACCCAUCCGCACAACGUUUAUUUUACCAUACAAAGAAAAUUUUAAAACUAAUCAUAUCAUAAAUAAAAUAACUUUUUUACAAUGACUAUA